AUGGUAUUGGAAUACAAGGCGUUUGGAUGGUCGAAUUUUUUGAUGGUGGCUGCAAAAUACUUUUUCACUAGAGUGAAAACCCCAUUUCAGAGAAAAUUCACCGGAGAAACUUUUCCGGCAGUGUUAUCUCCGGCAAUGCCGGCACGUGCUUUGCCGGCGGCCGUCAAGGAGGAGAAGAGUUCGCUCGAGUCUCUCCUGCAGAGACACGGCGCCAUUCUAUUCCGUGGCUUCGAUUCUACAGCCACAGCCGCUGACUUCAACGACGUCGUUGAAGCCUUCAGCUACGAGGAGCUGCCGUAUGUCGGCGGCCCCGCUCCCCGGACUGGAGUAGUCGGCCGGGUUUUCACGGCCAACGACGCCCCGCCUCAUCGGAAAAUCCACUUCCACCAUGAAAUGGCACAUCUGCCGUUGUACCCUCGGAAAUUGUUUUUCUUUUGCGAAGAAGAAGCGGCUUCCGGGGGAAAAACGCCGAUACUUCUAAGCCAUAUUGUGUAUGUGAGGAUGAAAGAGAAAUACCCGGAUUUUGUUGAAAAAAUAGAGGAAUUGGGGUUGAUGUACACAAGAUUUUUAGAGGGAGAAGACGAUACUUCAUCUGCCCUCGGUCGUGGCUGGAAAUCUAUGUUUCGAACCACGAAUAAGAUUGUGGCUCAACAAAGGGCAGCAAAGCUAAUCGCAAAGCUGGAAUGGACGGAGAACGGAGUGAAGAUGACAGUGGGGCCCGUCCCGGGAAUUAAAGGGGACGAAACAAGGCCGCAUCGAAUAUGGUUCAACUCCAUGGUAGCUGCUUACACGGCUGAGGGGGGAGACCGGAACGAUCCCAAGAAGACGGGUGUGAGUUUUGGCGACGGAGAGCCUUUGCCGGAAAAUAUAAUCCUUGAUUGUAUGAAAAUCAUGGAAGAGGAAAGCAUUGAUAUUCCAUGGCAGAAAGGGGACAUAUUACUGAUUGAUAAUCUUGCAGUUCUUCACUCGAGAAAACCAUUCACCCCUCCACGUAGGAUUUUAGCUGCACUAUGCAACUAGCUCAUGCAUCUUUAAACAAUUACUAAUAAAACUUCCUCUUUCAAAACAAAAUAGUCCAUUUUUAUCAUUUUGGUUUGUCCACUAAAAUUUACUCUCUUCGUCCCUCGUUAAGAGUUCUAUUUUGCUAUUUUUAA
Salvia hispanica is the source of this 1154-nucleotide messenger RNA. The record is from RefSeq and is a predicted model, not a curated record. Lineage: Eukaryota; Viridiplantae; Streptophyta; Magnoliopsida; Lamiales; Lamiaceae.